CCGUCUGCAGACCCCGGCUGCCCGCACCGCCCACCGCCCACCGCCCGGGACUGUCUCUGCUGCACCGUCCGCGGGCCCGGCCGCUCAUUGGUCACCGCCGCCGCCGUGUGAGGCCGCUGGGGGGCGGGGAGAGCGCAGCGGCGACCCGGGCUGUUCGCACCGGGUGCAGGGAUCCGUGGGCGGCUUCAUUCGUGUUGGGCGGAUCGCCGGCCGCCGCCGCCUCCUCUCGCCGCUCUCCCCGCCCGGCCACCAUGCACCAGUCGCGCCCAUCACACUAGCAGCCGAGCUGCAUUGUCCACCCCAGCGCCCGGCACCACCGCUGCUCCAUCGCGGAAUGCUCCGCCGCAGGCGACGCAAGAAGCCAAGAAUAUUCCAAUGGUGCACGUUGCACGUCCUGUGGAUGGUUGUAAUUAUCCUCAUGGCUGUCGGGCUUGCCAUCCAGACCCUGGGCAUGACCGACAAGAAGAGGAUAAGAACCCAGGACGUGGAGCAGCCCCGGGUUGUACCAGUGACCAGCCGUGAGGUCAGGGCGCUGGAGGACACCUGUCAGCCGAAGACGCACGUGAUGUUCCUCAAGACGCACAAGACCGCUGGCAGCACUAUCCUGAACAUCCUGUACCGCUUCGGUGAGGCGAGGAACCUAACCUUCGCAUUGCCCGCCUCCUACCAGUUCGGCUACCCACUCCUCUUCAGUACGAGGAAGAUUAAAUUUUACAGUCCCCUCAAGGCACAGGAAUACCACAUCAUUUGCAACCACAUGAGAUUCUACCGGCCGCAGGUUGAGAAGGUGAUGGCAAAGGGGACCUUUUACUUCUCCAUCCUGCGGAACCCGGUGACCUUGGUGGAGUCGUCCUUCACCUAUUACAAAGGGUCGAGCAUGGCCUUUAAGAAGGUUGAGUCGCUGGAACAGUUCCUGAGCGAGCCCUGGAAGUACUACUCCACCAAGGAGCGAGGCAGUCACUACGCCAGGAACCUCAUGUGGUUUGAUUUUGGCUUCGAUCACAACGCGAACAGCUCGAAGCAGUACGUGGACCUAGUCUUGAAUGAGAUCGGGAACACUUUCCACCUCAUCCUCAUCUCUGAGUACUUUGACGAGUCGAUGAUCUUAUUGAAAGACGCUCUUUGCUGGGAAUUUGAUGACGUUGUUUCCUUCAAGCUGAACUUAAGGAACAAUGUCACGGUAAAGAAACUGUCCGAUCAAGUCGCUGACCGAGUCAAAGCUUGGAACUCGCUGGACUGGAGACUCUAUUCGCACUUCAACAAGACGUUCUGGCAGAAGGUGGACCAAUACGGCCGGCAGAGGAUGAGGAAGGACGUCCAGAUCCUGCAGAACAAACGGAAAAAGCUGAUGGACCUGUGCCUCGAAGGGAGCAGCCCAGUAGACGCCAGUCUGAUACAGGAUCGGAAUAUCAAGCCCUUCCAGUAUGGCCGAGCUCGGAUCAUGGGCUACAACCUCAACUCAAACCUUGACAACAGCACGAGGGAGAAAUGUCUUCGCAUGGUGAUGCCCGAGCUGCAGUACAAGGACCUGUUGGAUGCCAAGUUCUUCCCCUCGGUCACCAGUAGAAAAGUCCUGCAGGCACCUCCGCUGCAUCUUUGAGACAACAUGGCCGAGUCAAGCCUCCGUUAUUCCAAGAACAAUGUCACCAAAUUAUUUAUAUCAUGUCAAAGUCUGACUGGGCGAUAAGUAACAUUCAGUCAAAGGUCCGUGUGGGAAGAAUCCAAGAUCCUGUGGUCAAAUCCAUUGGGUAUUCCCAAUUCUAAAGUCAUAGCAAAGGGGAUGUGGAUGUUGAUGAUGAGGGCAACUUUCCUAAGACUAUGUGAAGGAAAUGGGGAUGCUCCUUGGUCAAUGAAUCAUCACUGAAGCUAGGCUUGGGAAAAUCUAACUCUGCAGGGAAGGGACCUCACUUUCCUUGAUGUGUCCGGGACGGGUUGGAAAGCCAUCCCUUGGGGCACUGGGAGCAUGGACGGGUUCAGAUUCCUGUGGAAGAUGGGAGGGUGGGCAGUGAGUGCCAGCUGAUGCCACAAGUUCUCCCACUCCCUAAAUACAUCCACCAGGCAAUGCCAGGAAGCUCUAUGAUACAGUGAGAAUGGGGAGUCCAGUAUCACAGCCCAAGCUGGAAGAGAGUUUUGUUUUUAACCCAGUUGCAUGAAAUGUGACUGAUGCUAAAGGAACCCAAGCUCUUCAGCCUGCCCCAACCUUAAACCCUCCAUUUAAGAUGCUGCUUAGACUGUUCCUCAGUAACCGAGCUGCCCCGAUAUCUCCUCCUGUGCGGGCUGCCUGAUUAAGCACUCUGUUAAGCACCCAGGGAUAUCUUGACAAUGUCAAUGGCGCUGUGUACAUGGGAGGCGAAGUUCCAGGUCAGUGGCCAUCGUGAUUCCACAAGGUGGGAAUUGUGGACGGUGAGAUGGCUGGGUGAAAGCUUUAUGAGUUCCUGAAUGGGUCACAUUUUCAGGAGCAAAUAUUUGGGGAAUGCUUCAUUCAAGUCACUGGAACUGCCGACAUAGAACAUAGAACAUUACAACACAGUCCAGGCCCUUCGGCCCACGAUGUUGUGCCGACAUUUUAUCCUGCUCUAAGAUCUAUCUCACCCUUCCCUCCCACAUAGACCCCCAUUUCUCUAUUAUUCACGUGGCUAUCUAAGAGUCUCUUAAAUGUCCCUAACGUAUCUGCCCCCACAGCCUCGGCCGGCACUGCGUUCCACGCACCCACCACUCUCUGUGUAAAAAAACCUUUCUCUGACAUCCCCCUUAUACCUUCCACCAAUCACCUUAAAAUUGUGCCCCCUCGUGUUAGCCAUUGUCACCCUGGGAAAAAAGUCUCUGACUGUCCACUCGAUCCAUGCUUCGUCAUCUUGUACAGCUCAAUCAAGUCAUAUGGCAAUAAAGCCAGUUGUGAGAUUGAGCAGCUCUGACACUGUGUCUCUAUACUUUCUCAGUCAAUGGCACUGGCUGGUCUAUUUAAAUGCAAAGCUCUAUACAGAAGCUGACCAUUCUACACAGUGCAAUGGGAAGAGGAAUGGCUCAGUUUUCAAGUGAUCUUUCCUUUCAAAACAUUCCCCUCCCUACCUCUGUAAUCUCUUCUACUCAAACAGUUCAUGGAUUUAUCUCAUCCCAGAAUUUACUUAGCAUCUGAGGGCAGAGCUCUGGAAUUCCCCCCGGAAGCCUCGCUGCCUCUCGACCCCUCUCUCCUGUUGAUAUGCAGCAACCCCAAACCUUGACAAGUGUUGCGCACCUGCCCCGAUAGCUCAAGCGACGCUUUUUUCCGGGUUUUGCUCCCGUGAAGAGUCUUGGAGUGUUUUACCUUGGAAGUGAGAAGGGGAAAGUACAGAGGAGAUGUGUGAGACAAGUUUUUUUUUACACAGAGAGUGGUGGGGACCUGGAAUGCACUGCCAGGGGCGGUGGUGGAGGCAGACAGCAUUGGAGGGUUUAAGAGACUCUUAGAUAGGCACAUGGAUAAACAGGGAAAGGAGGGAUUUGGUCAGGGUGUGGGGAAGAGGGAUCAGAUUAAUUAGGAGUCAUUGGUUUAAUUAAUAGGGCAAAGGGACUGCCCCGUGCUGUAUGUUCUAUGGUCUAAGUGUGUACAAGAGACAUUACUGUUGCCCGGUGCCAGUUCAUACUGCACACUGGCCUUCUCUAACCUUUACUCCAUCCAUUACAUCCCCAUGUCCCUUUGUCCCGCAUGUUUAUCCAGCCUCCCCUCUCAUCUGUCUUCAUGUGACUGCAACUCCUUCCCGAGGAAGUUCCACAUUCUCCCUGCAAACUGGGUAAAAGUCCUUCCCUGUAUUCCUGCUUGGAUUGAUAGUGAUUAGCCCACAUUUGUUGCAUCCCCCUUUGAAUAUCCUCUCCAGUGGAACUACUGACCCUGUUGAAUCUCUUGAUGUCUUUCUUCUACGAAGUAAGAAAGACCAUUGUUCAUUGAAUCAUAGAGUCGUACAGCACAGAAAUAGGCCCUUCGGCCCAUCAUGUCGGCCUGUUUGGCCAUCUACACAUCCCAUUUUCCCGCAUUAGGUCCAUAACUUCCAUACCUUGACUAUUGAAGUAUCUGUCUAAGUGCCUGUGUGACAUUGCGAUUGGAUCCACCACAUCCUCUGGCAGUGGGUUCCAGACAUCAACCACUCUCUGUGUAAAAAAACUUACCCCUCAGAUCCCCUUUAAAGUUCCUUCACCUCAAUUAAACCCAUGACUUCUUAUUUUGAUACUAUAAUGGGAAAAAGAUUUUGACUAUCGACCCGAUCUAUGCCUCUUAUUGUUUUGUAUUCCUCUAUCAGGACAUUGCUCAGCUGCUUUAACUCCAGGGAUAACAGUCCUAGCCUGUCCAAUCUCUCCCCAUAACUAACGUCCUCCAAUCCAGGCAACAUUCUGGUGAAUCUCCUCUGUGCUGUUUUUGGGCAAUCACAUUCUACUGUGUGGCGACCAGAACUUCACACCAUACUCCAAGUGCAGUCUAACCAGUGUUUUGUAAAGUUGUAACAUAAAGUCUUAACAUUUAUAUUGAUGCAAAAGGUUGCAAGCUGGUCAUGAAGAGAAGGUUCAGGUUCAACCUGGAUAAAAAUGGGAAAUAGAAUCUGUUGAGAGGUAAUGCAUUGGUAGAGGGAAACAAGGAGAGGAUAAUUGGUACUAAACUGUAGGUAAUCCCUCGGGAAGCACAGUGGCACAGUUAUUAGCGCCGCUGCCUCAAAGCUGCGGUGACCCUGGUUCAAUCCUGACUUCCGGCGCUGUGUGUGUGUGUGUGUGUGUGUGUGUGUGUGUGUGUGUGUGUGUGUGUGUGUGUGUGUGUGUGUAGAGUUUGUACAUUCUCCCUGUGACUGCGUGGGUUUUCCCCCUGGUGCUCCAGUUUCCUCCCACAUCCCAACAAUGCGCGGGGUCGCUGGGCUAAUUGGCCACUGAGCCACCUCCCGUUUGGUGAAUGGCAGAGUCUGGAGGAACGGAUGGGAAUUUGGGGAGAGGAGGUGACAGGGAAAAUUAGUUGGGGAAUGGGAUUGCCAGAACUCUUAAAAAUUUAUUGAAACUAAGUAACAAUAUAACUAACCAGUACGUUAGGUCAUUAUGUUGCAGUUGUACAAGUCGUUGGUGAGGCUGCACUUGGAGUACUGUGUACAGUUUUGGUCACCCUGUUAUAGGAAAGACGUGGUUGAACUGGAAAGAGUGCAGAGGAGAUUUACGAGGAUGGAGGGACUGAGUUAUAGGGAGAGGUUGGCCAGACUAGGUCUUUAUUCUUUGGAGCACAGGAGAAUGAGGGGUGAACGUAGAGGUGUUUAAGAUUAUGACAGGCAUAGAUUCAGUGACAGUCUUUUCCCCAGGGUAGGGAGUCAAAAACUAUGGGGCAGAGGUUUAGGGUGAGAGGGGAAAGAUUUAAAAGGGACCUGGGGGGCAACUUUUUCACGCAGAGGGUGGUGAGUAUAUGGAACGAGCUGCCAGAGGAAGUGGGUGAGGCAGGUACAAUGGUAUCAUUUAAGAAGCACUUGGAGCGGUACCUCGAGGGAUGGGGCUUGGAGGGAUAUGGGCCGAACACAGGAAGUUGGGACUAGCUGGGUGGGCACUGUGGUCGGCAUGGACUGGUUGGGCUGAAGGGCCUGUACCUGUGCUGUAUUGCCCUUUGACUAUAAUCCAUGAAACACAUAAAAUAUUACCAAAGAAUUAAAUGAUACAGGAUGACGAGAGGAAAUGCCACAAACCAUGAAGUAGCAUGCAGGAUCACACCCUUUGUGUUCUAAUUUAGCACAGUUUUUAACUCUUAAUUCUAACCUCAGCUCCCAUGUAUUUAAUCACUAAUCUGGACCUAAUGCACCCUGGUGAUCCAGUGAAGUCGUCCAUCCAAAAAGGGUGAUCAGACCUGAGUCCAGGGUCCUGGUCCAUAACCACAGUUCACUCCUUUUUUUUAUCCAAAGGAAUCACACCUAUAACAAUUGAUGUUUGAUUCUCCAAUCUGUACUCAGUUCAUUCCUUCUGAGUCCAUGCAUUUUAAUCCAAUUAGUCCUGAGUAAUUGAACUGAAAAGUUGUUUCUAUGAGGUUGCUUGGGUUGUUAUCUCAGGAGCGGCGGAGGCUGAGGGGAGACCUGAUAGAGGUUUAUAAGAUUACGAGGGGCGUAGACAGCCAAUAUCUUUUUCCCAGGGUCAAAAUGUCUAAUACUGGAGGGCGUGCAUUUAAGAUGAGAUGGGGGAAAGUUCAAAGGGGAUGUGCGGGGCAAUCUUUUUACACAGAGAGUGGCUGAUGCCUGGUAUGCACUGCCAGGGGCGGUGGUGGAGGCAGAUACGAUAAGAGGCAUUUAAGAGGUUCUUAGAUAGGCACAUGAAUGUGCAGAGAAUGGAGGGAUGUGGACCUUGUGCAGGCAGAAGUGAUUAGUUAAAUGUUUUAAUUACUAAUCUAAUUAGUUCCGCUCAACAUCGUGGGCUGAAGGGCCUGUUCCUGUGCUGCACUGUUCUAAGUUCCAUGAGGAAGAGCACUGGGUUUAUCAGCACUUGGAGUGCUUUUAUCCAGGGACAGUCUCCAUGGAGUUAAACGUAAAUUGUGUCCUUGGGCUAAUCUAUUUGUGAAAGGAAACAAGUUUUCCUGGAGAUUCUUCAGUUCACAGCCUGUGUUUUGUUGAUGUUCCUUUGAAAUAAAAAAGGUCUCAAGGUU
This is a messenger RNA of Pristis pectinata (smalltooth sawfish), 6622 nucleotides long. RefSeq names its product galactose-3-O-sulfotransferase 2-like. The coding region runs from base 335 to 1600 and encodes 421 amino acids. Gene Ontology annotation, molecular function: galactosylceramide sulfotransferase activity. Gene Ontology annotation, cellular component: membrane. Gene Ontology annotation, biological process: glycolipid biosynthetic process. The record is from RefSeq and is a predicted model, not a curated record. The transcript has 4 exons. Lineage: Eukaryota; Metazoa; Chordata; Chondrichthyes; Rhinopristiformes; Pristidae.